Molecule: messenger RNA, 751 nt
Organism: Ochlerotatus camptorhynchus
Lineage: Eukaryota; Metazoa; Arthropoda; Insecta; Diptera; Culicidae
Exons: 3
Coding region: 98-616 (172 amino acids)
Source: RefSeq, a predicted model, not a curated record
AAACUGUGGAAAGUAAUAGUUAUUACUACCAUUAAUUGCAUCGAGUAAAAUUGUAAUAUCGAUACCGUGUUGGCUGGAAGUUUAGGCAUAUUCGAAGAUGGAUGAUGAUUCCUCGAAGAUAUUGUCCAUGAAUAGAACGCUAGAUGAAGUCCGAAUGUUGAAUGCCAAAAACGAAAAACUGCUCAAAGAUUUCGGCAUCGAUCUCACUAACUUGAGCGACUCCGCCCAGAAAGCACUGGAUGACUACGCCAAAAUCAAAUAUCUCACCGGCCUAACGGAAAUGGACGCAUCCUUUGUGGACGGGUACUGCUACCAAGAGCAAGCGAAUCGUCUCGGUGCCCGCCUUCAAUCGAUCACCCUCAAGGCAGACAUCAAAAAGCUGAAGGCGGACCUCCAGCACGAGGAAGCCGAUUUGGCCAAGUUGGAACACUUUGUCACGGAAACGCGGGCCCAGUUGGUGCCGGCGGAUGAGAUGGAGAAGUUGCGUGUCACCCGGGAAACGCAAAUCGAGAUGCUGCGAAGCAAACAGAAGACUCUCAUGGAAAAAGCGGACGCAGUGAAUCUUGAUGAGUUAAUUGCCAAGGUCAAUGUACUUGAGACGGAGGAGAAUGCUUGAUAGUGUUUUUUUUUUUGUUGUAUCGUUCAUUGACAAUAAACGUGACUAAUCAUGUGUGAUUCCCCCAGGCACUGCUGUUGGAAUAAGUCACUACCGUUUUGAGCUGUGAUCAAGUAAAUAUGUAGGGAGAAAAAU